This is a messenger RNA of Anarrhichthys ocellatus (wolf-eel), 1479 nucleotides long. Its product is annotated as potassium voltage-gated channel subfamily V member 2-like. Lineage: Eukaryota; Metazoa; Chordata; Actinopteri; Perciformes; Anarhichadidae. Gene Ontology annotation, molecular function: voltage-gated potassium channel activity. The record is from RefSeq and is a predicted model, not a curated record. The coding region runs from base 28 to 1479 and encodes 483 amino acids. Gene Ontology annotation, cellular component: membrane; voltage-gated potassium channel complex. The transcript has 2 exons. Gene Ontology annotation, biological process: potassium ion transmembrane transport; protein homooligomerization; action potential.
GAAAGCUGUGUGAAGACAUGGAACUCCAUGCAGGAGCUGAACAGAGACAUCUACGACAUUUAUGCAGAGUAUGAAGAUGAAGAGGAUGACUGUAGUCCGUACGGCUUCCUCAAGCAGAAUGCAUCCCCCAAGAAGAACUACAUGAUCAACAUCAAUGUAGGGGGGAAACUCUACCAGAUAGCCUACAAGACGGCCGCCAAGUAUCCCAAGACCAGAAUAGGACGACUGGCCACCUACACGGACCACAACAUGAAGCUGGACCUGUGCGAUGACUACACUGUCACAAACAAUGAGUUCUUCUUUGACAGGGACCCAGAUGUCUUCCACAGCAUCUUCAACUUCUACAGGACUGGUGUGCUGUGGAUCAAGGAUGAGUUGUGUCCCCGCAACUUCCUGGAGGAGAUCAACUACUGGGGCGUGAGGAUCAAGAACACCCACCGCUGCUGCCGCAUCUCUUUCGAGGAGAGGCAGGAUGAACUGAACGAGCAGCUGAAGAUCCAGCGGGAGCUGGAGGCAGAGGUGGAGAUCGAGGAGAAUGAGGAGCUCUUUCAUGACAUGUUCAUGGGCCAGACACGCAGGGUUAUCUGGAACUUGAUGGAGAUGCCGUUUUCGUCUAUCAAGGCCAAGCUGAUGGCGGUGGUCUCCAGCCUGUUUGUCAUAGUCUCCCUGGUGGCCAUGACUCUUAACACAGUAGAGGAGAUGCAAUACACAACUCCUAAAGGUCAGCUCAGUGGUAAGACGUACUGGGAAUACGUGGAGUCCGUCUGCAUCGCCUUCUUCACCAUGGAGUACCUGCUCCGUCUGAUGUCCACUCCUGACCUCAAAUCCUUCAGCAGGAGUGUGCUCAACACCGUGGACCUGAUUGCCAUCCUGCCUCAGUAUGUGCAGGCCAUCCUGGAGUUCUUUGACAAUAAGGAAAACUACAUGAAGCAUGAGGCCGACAUGCAGGCGGUGGGGCAGGUGGGAAAGCUGGGCCAAGUGUUGCGGAUCAUGAGACUGAUGCGAAUCUUUCGUAUCUUGAAACUGGCGCGACACUCCACAGGUCUGCGGGCGUUUGGCUUCACUCUGCGUCAAUGCUACCAGCAAGUGGGCUGUCUCUUCCUUUUCAUCGCCAUGGGCAUCUUCAGCUUCUCCGCUAUGGUGUACACUGUGGAGCAUGACAUGCCACAAACAAACUUCACCAGCAUUCCUCAUGCAUGGUGGUGGGCAGCUGUCAGCAUCUCCACUGUGGGCUACGGAGACAUCUACCCAGAGACAAUACUGGGCCGUCUCUUCGCUUUCAUCUGCAUCUCUUUUGGAAUCAUCCUCAACGGUCUCCCCAUAUCCAUUCUCUUCAAUAAGUUCUCAGACUAUUACUCUAAACUCAAGUCCAAUCAGUACACAGCCUCCGUGAAGAAUCGAGGGAAGGUGAGAUUUUCCAAUAGGACAGUGGACAAGUUUAACCGCUGUUUUGGAAGCCGCCAAUAUCCCGCACAUUGA